AUGUACGGAGUUUCCCUAGAAAAGUUCUUCCAUUCAUAUGAUACAAAGACUGUUACAAGAUGCCGUGCGGGCCUAGGGAUAAGCGCCGCCACGGUUACCGAUGCCAACGCUGUCGAAAAGAUCACCUUAAGUGUGAUGGCUCAAGGCCAUGCAAAUUUUCAAAUAAUCCAAAACCAGCAAUCAGCUAGCUGGGCUAUAUACGGGAGUCCUGUUACCCCCACAUGCGAGCACUACAAGCGUGCCUUCUUCUUUGCCGUAGGCGCAUCUCCAGUUUUAACCACAGUAUUCGCGGCGGAUUGUUUGGCCCCUCUUUUACAUGAUAAUGUAUUCGUGCAAGACACAGUGUCCUUGCUGGGCGGAUAUUAUGCCUUGAAUAACCCGCAGUUACUGUCGGUUUCACAACCUGACAAGAGGAGCCUGUUUCGCUCUCUACAAAGUUUGCGAAAGUUUGUUGCAGCAGAAUUCCAGCCAACUGAAGGUAAAGAUCGCCCUCUGGUAGUCAUGAUCUGCGCUUUACUACUGAGCUUUGUUGAGCUACUGGUGGACCCUUCUGGGCAGCUAUGGGAUUUCUCAGUCCGUCAGCUUUACUGUUUCAGUGCAAAGCAUCAAGAAUUAAGUAGCUCACAUAGCCCGUUUGGGAGGUCAGUGAGCACACUUGCCCGAAUUUUGAAUGCACUGAGGGCCAUCUGUCGCCCGCAAGACCCAAACGUCGAUGUGUCUGGUCAAUUGCCUUUCCUUGGCUCCACAAAGUUCUUGCUUACCAAGGAAGGUGCUCCAUUGACACAAUGUCAGGGUCAGCUCCUUGAUAGAUUGGCUCAGGACCUCGAGAUGUGGGCUCAGCUACAAUGGUGGGCUAUAGGAUGGAAAACACAGGCUAGCCUGUCCAAACUACAACAAAGUAUCGUUGAAACAUACAGAAUAGGAAGUAAUGUUGGUGGAAUCAAUAUAGCUUGUAUUGGCUCCAAGUUUCAACGUGAUAUGAUUGCCUGCAUCCUUUGGUAUUCACACCAGGAAUUAGGGAUAUUUGGGAACGCCAUGCUCACUCUAUACCAAUCUGCGAUAAUCGAGAUCUCACAAAUUUUCUCUGAUCCAUGCUGGCUGUCUUUGGAAUGUGAACUGCCGAUUAUGCCACUUCAGUUGAGUUACGAGCAAGCAAUCUCUGCACUGAAUCAUGCCGAAAGCUCACUCCAGCAUCUCCAUCUCGAGUCUGUAAUUUAUGCACCUGUUCUGUACGCCAUUGGAAUGGAAAUGGCACGCAAGCCGGACAAAUAUCGGAUCUUGCGAUUUAUCAGCAAUAUUGAAAGAAAGGGGUUUGCGGUCACAAAGCAAGUCAUUUUGGCUAUCAAAAAAGACUGGUACUUAAUGAAUCGCAAUAUCAAGAAAUAG
Molecule: messenger RNA, 1386 nt
Organism: Aspergillus affinis
Lineage: Eukaryota; Fungi; Ascomycota; Eurotiomycetes; Eurotiales; Aspergillaceae
Exons: 4
Coding region: 1-1386 (461 amino acids)
Source: RefSeq, a predicted model, not a curated record